AUGGACCAGCAAGUCCUGCAGGUGUUAAGGGAGACUUUAUCCCCUGAAGAGGCUGUCCGGCAGAACGCUGAGGUCCAGCUGAAACAGCUGUUCUUCCAUCCUGAAGCUGGGUUGAGCUUGUCAAGGAUAUUGCUCGCGCAGGAUGUGAACAUUGCGCAGAGGCAGUCCGCUGGCGUACUCUUACAGCAGUAUAUCCUGAAGCACUGGUCUGGGAUCUCGCACGUUUUUGAGGACCCUUCAACGCCAAAUGAGAUCAAAGCUCAAAUCCGACCCAUCAUCUUCUCUGGCCUCUCCGACCCGCAACGCAAAAUCCGCAUGGCCAGCGCCUUCGCCCUAUCUACCAUAGCCCGCUUUGACUGGCCUGACGAAUACCCCGACCUUCUCUCUUCCCUCGUUGGGCUCCUCCACACGGGUUCCCCUGUAUCCGUGCAUGGGUCCAUGCGGGUCAUUGCCGAAUUCGUCAAGAAUGAUCUGAGCGAGGAUCAGUUGCUUCCCGUCGUGAGGGACUUGCUUCCUGCUUUACUUCAGGUCUUGGGCGACUCGAACACCCACUCAUAUACCACCCGCUCGGAAUGCGUCGCCACGUUCCGCCAAGUCCUACGCAUGCUCGAGACGGUCCGCGAAGAGCACCCCGCGGCGGUCAAGCAGGCUCUAGAGGAAAUCGGGGAUAUCUGGUUGGGCGCUUUCCGGACUUUGUUGUCUUUGAACGCCCGAACCGAAGUAGAGGCGAGCUGGGACAGCCUUGGGCUCAGAAUAGAGAUAUUCCGCACCCUCACAACAGUCCAAUCCUCCUUUCCCCGCCUCCUAACCCCCCAUCUCCCCCUCUACCUCUCCACCACACUCUCAAACCUCACCUCCCUCCUCCCCACCUUCCAGACCUACUAUCUCUCGUCCGCGCCCGACGCGCCUGAACCUCCCUCACCUACAUCCGACGCAGGCUUUGUGGUUCCCAAGAAUGACCUGGAUGAUAUGGCUUGUGCGGCCUUCGACUUUGUAACGCCCUUGGUCAGGCUGCCAAAGAUGAAGGGGGAGAUGAUCAGUGGGGAGAAUGGAGAGCGGGCGGGAGGUUUGGCGGAGGGGCUUGAGGAAGAAUGGCUGGAAGAUGCAAACGCGUUCGUCAUGGACGACGAUGAAGAGACGGAGCAGUAUGGAUUACGGACAGUCGGCAUAAAUCUCAUCGGAGCCAUGAUGGACAAGUACCCGCGACCUAUCGCCCUCCUCCUCCAAUCCCAGACCCAGCAGAUAGUCUCCGAGUCCGCUCAGCUGAGGCAGCAAGGCGUGCUGGAAUGGUGGAAACCCCUCGAAGCGGUCCUCGCUACCCUCGGCGGACUCUCGGACGAUAUCCGAGAUCGCCUCGACAGCGAACGCGAAUCCGGCGAGGCUGCGUCGAUCGACCUCGGGUAUUUGUUUGAUCAGGUCAUUCCUCGAUUGCUGGAUCAAUCAGACACCCCCUUCCUUCAGGGCCGAGCCUUUGUAUUCGCCUCGCAUUUCGCCUCUCUCCUCCCUGAACACCUGGCGACGCAGUACCUCGCCGCGGCAGUCUCGGCAUUGCAGAGCGAAGCGGUCAGUAUACCGGUCAAGAUCUCCGCGGUGAAGACUAUCAAGAAUUUCUGCCGUUUCGUUCAGCCCUCUAUCCUGCAUCCCCAAACCCGGUCGAUUCUGUCCCUCCUCCUCCCUUUACUCGGCCAAACCACCGGCGAGACGCUGUACCUCCUGCUUGAGACCGUCCGGGCCGUAGUCGGACUGGACCAGGAACUUCUUACGCCCGAUAGUGUCCUGGAAGUGACGGAUCGGAUAUAUGAGACCUGGGAGGCCAAUACUUCAGACCCAGUAAUCACAGCAAUAACCGAAGAGCUAUUCGAAGCCCUCGCCUCCCGCCCCCUCCUCGUCGGAACCAUCGUCACUCGUCUCUCCCCACGCCUUGCCGCUCUGAUCGGGACUCGGCCGGACGAGGAUUGUAUUCACGUACCGGGCGAGGCGGUCCAGCUUGCGAAUUCCCUGAUCAGGUCCCGGGGCGGCCCGGUAGAGGUCGAUUUGAUAAAUGGGGUGACGGGCGCGGUGGUGGGUGUUUUGGCGGGGACGGACGAUAUGGACGUGAUCCAAGUGAGUUCCUCGUCACUCCUGACCCCUAGGCACGCCGCCGACGGCACACCUGGCCUCACCGCCCUAUUCCACCUCCUCGCUCGCUUCCUCUCCCCCUCAUUCUCCGAGUCCGGCGGGAUAUUCACAGGCGAGCUCAUCAUGCACCUGUUCCGAAAAGCGGGGGGCAGUAUUGGGGAUGUGUUGCCGGGGCUGUUGAGGGCUGUAGUGGGGAGGUUGGCUAGUGCGAAAUUGCCUUCCUUCAUCCAGAGCCUUGUAUUGCCGUUCGCAUACCUCUUCGAGACGGAACAUACCGUCUCGACCAUCGACCUCUUAUCGCAAUUCUCGGUGCCCACGCCUGAUGGGUCCGAGAGGGGCGCCUUGGACUUGGUCUUGAAUGCGUGGUGUGAGACGUGCGAGACUAUCAGCGGGAGCUGGAAUAUCCGGGUCUCCGAUCUGGGGAUGGCCAAGCUCUUCCUCCAUCCUGAUCCCCGCGUGAGCGCGGUGGCGGUAAGAGGGGAGAUGAUUGUCGAUGCGAGUAAUCGAGACGUGAUCAUGACGCGGUCUAAAGCGCGUGCUGCGCCGCCAAAGUAUACCCAGAUCCCAUUCCCCGUCAAGGCGCUCAAAUUGCUUUUGAAGGACUUGCAAGCUCUGGGCGGGAAGAAGGGUAGCGCCGGUGGGAGGGACGAUCCUGAGAUUGAAGAGGAUGAUGGUGAUGAGGACUGGGAUGACGAUGAUCCAUUAGGCGAUGCAGGGGAGGACGAGUUUCAGUAUCUCUCUUCGUGGUUGGAGAAUGGACAAGGGGAUAGUGAUACGCAGGAUGAUGAUGAAGAUCUCCGAUCGGAUCCUAUUGCUCAAAUCGACCUCAGUGCGCACCUGACGGAUAUCCUCCGCGGAUGUUAUACGUCGAAUGCGAAUGGGAUGCAUGGGAUGGUGGAUGGGUUGACGGAGGGGGAGAAGGGGAUCUUGAGGGGGGUUUUGACGCUAUAG
Molecule: messenger RNA, 3069 nt
Organism: Dioszegia hungarica
Lineage: Eukaryota; Fungi; Basidiomycota; Tremellomycetes; Tremellales; Bulleribasidiaceae
Product: armadillo-type protein
Exons: 20
Coding region: 1-3069 (1022 amino acids)
Biological process (GO): protein import into nucleus
Cellular component (GO): cytosol; nuclear envelope
Molecular function (GO): small GTPase binding
Source: RefSeq, a predicted model, not a curated record